Sinocyclocheilus rhinocerous is the source of this 525-nucleotide messenger RNA. RefSeq names its product diablo homolog, mitochondrial-like. Lineage: Eukaryota; Metazoa; Chordata; Actinopteri; Cypriniformes; Cyprinidae. Gene Ontology annotation, cellular component: mitochondrion. The annotation marks the transcript as partial. The transcript is spliced from 5 exons. The record is from RefSeq and is a predicted model, not a curated record. Gene Ontology annotation, biological process: neuron apoptotic process; intrinsic apoptotic signaling pathway in response to oxidative stress.
AAGACUUUCAUUUCUUCAUCUCAACAAGUAUGGCGGCGUACUGAAGGAAAUUGUUUGCUGUUGGGUUGAGCUGGGCAGCUUCUUUGAUGAGCAGAAGCUCCUGUCAGAGCAGCCUGCUGCCCACACUCCUCAGGAACAACUGGAUGACCUUGAGUGUCACGGGUGCUCUGUGUGCCGUUCCUUUCAUCCAGAAACCAGAAAAUCUGUCCCAUGAAGAUCUAGUGCGGAGGGCAUCAUCUCUGGUCACAGAUAGUGCUAAUACUUACCUCUCACAAACUACUUUAGCACUGCUUGAUUCUCUCUCAGGUUAUAUUAAGGCUAUAAACAGUCUUGUGUCAUUACACAAGCGCUAUGUGGGUUCCAUCAACAGAUUCACUUCUGUGGAGGAGGAUGCAAUCUGGCAGGUCAUUCUUAGGCAUCGUCAGGAGGUAAUUGACAGGAGAAAGGAUUGCAAACAAUUUGAAUCCUGCUGGAUGACGGCCAUCAAUCUCUCAGAGCUAGCAGCAGAGGCAGCUUUCAAUGCAG